Molecule: messenger RNA, 363 nt
Organism: Brenthis ino (lesser marbled fritillary)
Lineage: Eukaryota; Metazoa; Arthropoda; Insecta; Lepidoptera; Nymphalidae
Source: the annotation of a GenBank genome assembly
AUGCUGCUCCCGGCCCCCGCGCGGCCGGACGCAGCCUCACCCGCAGCACACGGCGGCGCAGAGCUGGUGCCGGCGGAGGCGGCGGCGGAGCUGCGGCGCCUGUACCUGUCGGGCGGCGAGCUGCUGCGCGAGCUGUGGCGCUGCUUCCCGCCGCCCGGCGCCGCCCCCGCGCCCGCGCCGCGCCCCGCCGCGCUGCACGACGCGCUGCUGCGCUUCCGCAACGUCAAGCUCAGGCCCUUCGAGGAAAAGAUGCUCCGCGACCUGACGCCGCUGGCCACGUCUCUCACCCGCCAUCUGAACCAGAUGAUAGACACCGCCUGCGCCAAGUACGCCCUCUGGCUACAACGACAGGCGAAACUGCGG